CUGCUUUUGGAGUCCAAGUAUGGAGUCCAGCUUGGUGAACAUAUGGUCCUUCCAACUUGAAAUGGUGCCUACCAUCAGGUAUACUCUCCCGGAGUAACAGACGAGCAGAUAGAUGCAGCUGGCUGACUAGAGUGCCACGUUGAAGAUAUUUGGUCUUCAUGAUUAUUUUAAGUUUUUAAAAUGUGGAGUUCAUGUCAACACUCUCCAAGUGAAGCGUGGAAACACAAGUAAAUAUGGAUGCUCGUUAGUCGCAAGGGCUUAUUCUCUGAUGCCUCCACAACUAAAUAAGGCUAAAUCUGGUUGUGAUUUUCAAUCAACUCAGAUUCUAUUAUAGUAUUUGGACCUAACCAAAUCAUCCGAUCUAUAGACGUUAUCUUCGUGCAGCAGACGAGGAGGUCUAGAGUCCAGUGUCCAAGCAAUACAAGGAAUGCCUACAUCGCUGCUGCCAAAUCAGCGUGCUCCAACGUCCCCAAAAAUUUCUUCCAGAAAACGGAAUGUCCGCCCCCAUCCUUUCGUUUCUCUUCUGGAAAUGUGCUCCACGAUGGAUGAGCUCAAGCAAAUACAUGCCCAUCUCAUUAAAGCCCGAUUUAUCCACCAGAAUCUCGCAUUGUCUAGGCUCUUGCUCUUUGCUGCAACAUCCAAAUCUGGCAGUCUGGACUAUGCCCAUAAGGUGUUCGAUGAAGUUCCUCAGCGAAAUACAUUCCUCUAUAAUACCAUGAUUAGAGGAUACCAACAAGGUGGCGACGCAAGAACUGCAUUUCUUUUCUAUCUGAAGAUGGUUGAGGACUCGAUCCCUCCUGAUCGGUUCACUUUUCCUUUCGUGUUGUCUUGUUGCUCUGAUCUAUGUUGUGAUUUUGAAGGCAGACAAAUUCACACCUGCGUUGUAAAGAAUCCCAUGCCAUUCACCAUCCAUACCCAGAACUCUUUGCUGCAUUUCUAUGUGAAACACGGCCGGGUUGAAGACGCCCACAAGGUGUUUGUUGGAAUUGAGGCGCCAGAUAUUGUUUCUUGGAACAGUUUGAUUGAUGGGUAUGUGAAGGAAGGGGAGUUGGCGGAAGCUCUAAAUUUGUUCAAUGAAAUGCCUCGGAGAGACGUUGUAUCCUGGACGACCAUGUUGGUUGGCUGUGUGAAGCAUGGAUUGUUGGAAGAUGCACACAAAUUGCUCGAAAAUAUGCCUGAGAAAAAUGUGGUUUCUUGGAGUGCAAUAAUUGAUGGGUACGUGCAGCUUGGUCGCUAUAAAGGAGCAGUGGACCUCUUCAGGUUCAUGCAAGACUCAAAAAUUAUACCCGAUAAGUUUAUAAUGACAACAGUGUUAUCAGCCUGUGCGCGAACAGGAGCACUUGACCAAGGCAAAUGGCUUCAUGCUUACAUUGACAAGAAUGGAAUUGAAAUUGACGCUUAUCUUGCUACAGCUUUGGUUGAUAUGUAUGCUAAGUGUGGUAGUCUGGAUGACGCUAUCAGGGUAUUUCAAGAUGCCACUGAUAAGAAGGUGUUCCUAUGGAAUGCUAUUUUAGGAGGCUUUGCUGUUCAUUCUCGUGCACAAGAUGCCCUUGACACUUUCUUGCAGAUGCUGGAGCGUGGCACUCAUCCAAAUGAGAUAACCUUCAUUUCUGUUUUAUCAGCAUGCAGUCAUGCUGGCUUGUUUGACCUCGGAUUGCAAAUCUUUGACGACAUGAAAAAAGUUCAUAGAGUUACACCGAGAGUUGAGCACUAUGUUUGCAUGGUGGACCUUCUUGGUCGCGCUGGUCUUCUGGACAGAGCAAAGAGCUUCGUAGAGACCAUGCCGAUGCAACCAGACGGCAAUGUAUUGAGAGCUUUGCUCAAUGCGUGCGUGAUACAUGGUAAUUUUGACUUGGGAGAAACAAUAGGGAAGACACUGCUCGAAUUCGAGCCAGAAUACGAUGGGAAUUAUGUGCUACUGUCAAACAUGUAUGCGCGUGCCGGUCGAUGGGCUGAUGUUGCAACGAUUAGGACGAGGAUGAGGAUGAAGGGUGUGAAUAAGCUGCCUGGUUGCAGCUCAAUUGAGUUGGAAGGGGCUGUUCAUCAGUUCUUUGCAGGGGAUCGUUCUCACCCUCAAAGUGAAGAAAUAUAUAGCAUCUUGAAUGAUUUGUCAAGUAAGCUGAUAACUGAAAAUGAUAAAAAAUGGUAGCAGAAAGGUAUCAGGACGAAGUACUUUGAUUACCCAAUGGUUGAUGUCUAGGGAGAUAUCUGCUUACAUCGAUGGAGGUUUCUGAAUAUGGCAUAUUUAGGUGUGUGGGCUUACAUUAUAUAAAGUUGCAAAAUUCAAUUAUGUCAAGAAUUCAAUAAUCAGUCCGUGUCCCAUGCCUUAAUUAGGCUGUGAAGCUGAUAACGGGGACCUGCAGUUUAUUAUCGGCCAUGGUACAAGUGUUCUAUUGUGUUAAGUAAAAGGGAUCACUCUGAAGUUGUUUCUGAGGCAGCGAUUAUUUUUGCAGAUUGAGUCAAACCUAUGAAUGGGUUGGGCGGAGCAAGUGUCAUUUUUACACAAGAAGAUGGACGGUGAAAGAAUAUGGAAUCAGAGGCCCUCGUCGAUCUGCAAUCUGUACAGAUCAAUGUUGAGCAGAAACAGGAAGUAAGUUGGCUGCGUAGGGAGGGCACAAAUGGGUUCCAACUUGUUGCACAUUUAGAAGAUAAUAUUUAAAUAAUAAAUAAAUUACUUUUGUCGUUUUUCACUAAA
Messenger RNA from Nymphaea colorata (pocket water lily), 2695 nucleotides. Its product is annotated as pentatricopeptide repeat-containing protein At1g08070, chloroplastic-like. NCBI's taxonomy places the organism in Eukaryota, Viridiplantae, Streptophyta, Magnoliopsida, Nymphaeales, Nymphaeaceae. Gene Ontology annotation, biological process: RNA modification. The coding region runs from base 428 to 2149 and encodes 573 amino acids. Gene Ontology annotation, molecular function: protein binding; RNA binding. The record is from RefSeq and is a predicted model, not a curated record. The transcript is spliced from 2 exons.